AUGGCAGGCAGAAAUCUCAUUCGAGGAACUCUGAAGAGGAACCCCAAACAUGUCAGAAAUGGCUUGAAGUCCUAUGUCCACGCCCUCCACAAAUGGAACAUUUGCCCUACUGUCCAAGGACCAUACUGCACAGUCAAGAAAGCGAGCCAGCAGGCCAAAUUCGGCGGUAAAGUAGGAGGACGUGUUUCGUUCAGAGAACAGGUACUAGCCAAGAAGGAUGCCUCUGGACAGACGGGCGAGGUCCCAGCCGAAGACAUUGAGAACAACGCAGAGUACCUCGCUACCGUAGGAAUCGGCACACCAGCACAGAAUGUAGCACUCGACUUCGAUACAGGUUCCGCAGAUCUUUGGGUCUGGAGCACUGAGCUUCCUGCGUCUGUCAAGAGCAGCGGCAGCAAAGGUCAUACGAUAUUCGAUCCUUCCAAGAGCUCCACAUUCAAGAAGUCAUCGGGAGAGACCUGGCAGAUUCAGUAUGGCGAUGGCUCUGGAGCUUCUGGAGAUGUCGGUACCGAUACCGUCACACUCGGCGGCUUGUGCGUUGAGAACCAAGCUAUUGAGCUCGCAAAGACUUUGAGUACCGAAUUUCAACAAGGCCCGGGCGACGGUCUACUAGGCUUGUCGUUCGGCAGUAUCAACACUGUGCAGCCCAAAGCAGUCAACACCCUCGUGGAGAAUAUGAUCGCGCAGCAGGACAUACCCAAGGACACCGAGUUGUUCACCGCCUACCUCGGAUCCACUCCGCCAGGCGACAGCACUUCAACAGGAGGCUCCUCAGCGGCUACUGAAGAUAGCUUUUACACAUUCGGUUACAUUGAUAAGACUGCAACCAACGGACAAGACCCAAUCUAUACUCCCGUAGACAAAUCACAAGGCUUUUGGAUGUUCGAUUCCACAAGCGCCAAAAUCGGCGACCAGACGAUCACGAGAACUGGCAACACCGCCAUCGCCGAUACGGGAACCACUCUGGCUCUCGUCGGCGAUGAUCUGUGCGAGGCCGUGUACAAAGCCAUACCCGGCGCGAAGAUGAACACGCAGCAACAAGGCUGGGUGUUUCCCACGAAUACAGAUCUCUCGACUCUUCCUGCCAUCCAGGUGGCGGUGGGAGAUUCCCUCUUCACCAUCAACCCCGAAGAGCUCCCCUUCCAGGAUCUCGGAGACGGCACAUAUUACGGCGGGAUUCAAUCUCGAGGCGAACAAGGCUUUGAUAUCUUGGGCGAUGUCUUUUUGCGUUGCGUGUACGCCAUCUUUGAUCAGGGUAAUACUCGAUUUGGUGCGACGCAGAGAGCUUCGACCUUGAGCGGCAGCAGUUGUGGGCAAACCAGUAGCAGCAGCAGCAAUGGUCACGCGUCAGCUGGCGCAGCAUCUUAA
Messenger RNA from Sphaerulina musiva SO2202, 1368 nucleotides. RefSeq names its product acid protease. Gene Ontology annotation, biological process: proteolysis. NCBI's taxonomy places the organism in Eukaryota, Fungi, Ascomycota, Dothideomycetes, Mycosphaerellales, Mycosphaerellaceae. Gene Ontology annotation, molecular function: aspartic-type endopeptidase activity. The record is from RefSeq and is a predicted model, not a curated record. The transcript has 4 exons. Bases 1 to 1368 code for a protein of 455 amino acids.